AUGUAAGAGUUAGAAUGGAGAUGUCCUUUUCAUCCAGGAGAUGUUUUAGUAUAUGUAAAUAUUUUAAGUGAUUGUGAUUAAUCAGAAAGAAUUUUAUGUAAGGAAUGUGUUUCAGAAAAAUAUGGUGGACUUAUGUAGAAUCUUAAGUAAUUGUAGGAUGUCUUAAAAGAAAUAAAGUAAUAAGGUGAUUAAUUUUAAAAUAUUAAAAAAUCGAAGGAUAAAUUUUCAUAAUAGAUUAAUAGAAUAUAAUCUAAAUUGAAUGGAUUGUUUGGGAGUCGAUCAUAUUUGUCUAUUGAGAUUGGAUAAAAUUCAAAUUUAUCUGUUUUAAGAUAAUCAAUCCAUAGUUAUUACUGUCAAAGUGAUUAAAAUGUUGUAAAAUCAAUAUAAAAAGAUUUUAAAUAAUUGUAAGAAGAAACUUAAAAAGCCUUUGAUUAUACUAAUGAAGUCAAUACUUAAUUAAGAGAAAUUUAAACACGUUAAAUUGAAAAUAAUUUUAAUGGACCAAUAAAAUAUAUUGAUUUAGAUACAAAAGAUAAUAUUUCAAAUUUUUAAUAAAUUAAAACUAAUUUUGAAGAAAAGAAUAUAUUAAUUAUUUAAAAUUAAGCUGUUAAAAUUUUAUGUUUAGAAGAUAAUAAAUUAAUAGAAAAAAAUGUUAUAAAUAUAAGAGAAGAUAGUAUAAUUACUUAUGUAAUAAAAGAAAUAGGGAACUCUAAAAUUAUAAUAGGUUAAUCAAAUGGAUAUUUUGAGAUAUGGGAAUAAAUUUCAAAUGGAAAAUAUAUAAAAUCUCAUGAAUAAAAGGAUCAUAAUUCUUAGAUUAAUCUCUUAUCAUUAUGUUAUAAUAAUAAAAUAUUGAUUACUGGCAGUAAGACUGGUAUUAAUUGUUGGUAAUAUAAUGAUAAAUAUUAUAAAUGGAUAAAAUUAUGGGGAAAUAACAUUUAAUAAAUUAAUUACUUAUGUGUAAACUUAGAUGAUAAAUUAUUAGCAGCUGUCAUUAAUUAGAAGACUCUUUUUAUUUUUAAACUUUAUUAAAAUCAAUAAUGUAUAGAAGAUUUUUAAUAAAGUUUUGAUAAAGAAAUUAUAGCAGUAUGUUUUAUGAAUGAUGAUGAUUUUGCUAUUUUUUUUAAAAGUUCUAGAAAAAUAGAAAUAUAUUAGUAUAAAUAAAAUACUCUAUAAUUUUAUUAAGACAUAACAUUAAAGUAUAUUAUUACAGAUUGUAUGGAGAAAUUGUUGCCAAAGUUUUAUAAAGAUAUAGGAUUACUUUCAUUGAAAACUGAUUAAGAAUUAAUAUUAAUCAAAUAAAAAAAUUUACAACAGAAAAAGGUAUAUGAGAGAAUUUAAUUAGGAGAUAAAAAGAUGA
Messenger RNA from Paramecium primaurelia, 1357 nucleotides. The record is from the annotation of a GenBank genome assembly. NCBI's taxonomy places the organism in Eukaryota, Ciliophora, Oligohymenophorea, Peniculida, Parameciidae.